AUGGAGGCGCCCUGCGUUCCGCCGGGGUUCAGAUUCCACCCCACCGACGAGGAGCUCGUGGGGUACUACCUCAGGAAGAAGGUGGCCUCCGAGAAGAUCGACCUCGAUGUCAUCAGAGACGUCGAUCUCUACCGCCUCGAACCGUGGGAUCUCCAAGGUCUUCGUCGUCAUCUCCCUCAUCUCCAUGAAACCACUCGCUCUUGCAGGACUGACUGUGCGUUUGUGUACAAUAAAGAGAGAUGCCGGAUCGGGUACGAAGAGCAGACGGAGUGGUACUUCUUCAGCCACAAGGACAAGAAGUACCCCACGGGGACGCGGACGAACCGGGCGACGGCGGCGGGGUUCUGGAAGGCCACCGGUCGGGACAAGGCCGUCGUCGACAGAAGCCGCCUUAUCGGCAUGAGGAAGACUCUCGUCUUCUAUAGAGGCCGAGCCCCCAAUGGUCAGAAGACCGACUGGAUCAUGCACGAGUAUCGCCUUGAAUCCGAAGAAAACGCCCCUCCCCAGGUCCCGUCCCCUCCCCCCCACCCCCCGUCUCUCUCUCUGUCUCUGCAUGUAUACAUUUUUAUGUGUGUCUGGGCAGGAAGAAGGAUGGGUGGUGUGCCGGGCCUUCAAGAAGAGAGCGGUCUACCAGACGAGAACGGCGGAGGCGUGGGAGCCGACCUACGAGGAAAUGAGCGGGGGACGUCCAGAUGGCGUCUUCUGUAAGCAGGAGUUGGCGGACUUUGCGGGCCCAUUCUCGCAGCUCCCGCAGCUGGGGAGCCCCUCGGUUCCAGCAGCGGCCAAGCCCCUCGGCGCGGCGCGGGAGAACGAAGAGGACGACCAGGCGAGAGGCGGCAGCGGUGAACCAGAGCCGGUGACCGAUUGGAGGGCGCUCGACAGGUUAAUUGCCUCCCAGCUGAGCCAAGAGGGCGGCGGCGGGAGCAGGCUGGGCGAGUUCCUCCGCUCCACUGUCGGCUGCGACCAGGCCAUAUUAUGCUUAUUGGAGAAAUAA
Messenger RNA from Spirodela intermedia, 994 nucleotides. NCBI's taxonomy places the organism in Eukaryota, Viridiplantae, Streptophyta, Magnoliopsida, Alismatales, Araceae. The record is from the annotation of a GenBank genome assembly.